Messenger RNA from Aedes aegypti (yellow fever mosquito), 11233 nucleotides. RefSeq lists its product as uncharacterized. Gene Ontology annotation, cellular component: sarcolemma; dystroglycan complex; dystrophin-associated glycoprotein complex. Lineage: Eukaryota; Metazoa; Arthropoda; Insecta; Diptera; Culicidae. Bases 1804 to 6627 code for a protein of 1607 amino acids. The transcript has 15 exons. Gene Ontology annotation, molecular function: calcium ion binding; laminin binding. The record is from RefSeq and is a predicted model, not a curated record. Gene Ontology annotation, biological process: morphogenesis of an epithelium; nerve development; muscle attachment.
UCAUUUAGUUAGUCUAUCGCUUGCAAUCGGAACGGUUGUCGUCGUUGAGGAGGUUCGUUGUUUAUACCGGUAUUUUGUGUGUUGCAUCAUAAGAGAGUGGAAAGAGAGACAUAGUCUGGUCUAGGUGCACAAUACGACUUUGGACUUCUUGCCGUCAUCUCGCGUAUGCGAUUCUGCGGGUUUCGCUGUGUGAGUGAGAGGAAGAAAGAGAGUUUAGUACAAGUUCGCAGUCAGUCGGCUGACUAGCCAGUCAUCAGUGACCCAUUGGGACCGGUUCUUUCCUGCUGGAAGUCUAUCUUUGGUUCUCGACCAGGAUUGUAGCGGUACACAAUCAUAUUAGGGACCAUCCUCCGGUACUUAUUUUAGCCAUUGUGUGAUUUGGUGCCAGAAGGUGUGCUGUUUCAGACUGUGUGGGUGUGAGAUUGGAAUUAUUGAGGUGGGACGGGACAACCCUGCCAGGAGGUCGAAUUUCGCGGAAGCAGGAUUCUUCCUGUGUUGUGUUUACUUACACGCUGUGAAUUUGGAGGGUGGAUUCUGGCUCUGUGAAGCGAAACAGGAUAAGCACAAAAAGUGUUGGUAGUUUUUUCCUGAAGGGAGAAGCGAAUUCGUGGGAUGAAUUAAAGCCGUAAGGUGAUAUCGUCGGCUGCGAAAAGAAGAAGAAUAAAUUCUCAUCGUGCCGUGUGUGUUAAAAGAGAAGAAUCGGAAGAGUAGAAGAAAAACAUUCGUAGAAAGGUGAAUGAGUGCCAGUGUGCGGCAAGGUUUAAUUAAAAUUUCUUGAAUUUUUCAGCUCGGACAGCAAUCAACGAACUUUCGAGUAGUGUAAUCGCUGAUUCAGCGUUCAAUUAAGUAGAAGAAGAACAACGUGUGCUUGAUUAUAUAUUACACCAUCGCCUCUUUGAGAGGAGAAACCGUGCCACAAUCGCCAUCGAAAAGUGAACGCAGUGCAUGGAAAAAAGUGCUGAAUGUUUAUAUUUUUCGAGCAUUAAUCGCCACACCGGAAAGCCGAUAUCGAAAAGUGCAGCUGUUUCGAAUUCAAUGGAUUAACUUUCAACGUCCAUCUCGAUUUCAACUGGUUUCUCGAGCACCGUCCCUGAAAAGGUUGAUUUGCACUUUUAUCUGCACAACAAAGUGAUUGCAGUUCAAUUUUCUGGCAGAGCCCAUCGUAUCGGUAUCAAUGAAAUGAGCAGUGCUAGUGGCUUUAAAAGCAUCGUUUAUUGGCAAUAAUAGCAGCGGUGGAAGCAGCAAGCAAAACCACGGCCGCCAUCAGUACCAUCAAUAACACAGAAGAUAAUAGCACCCAGGGUUCGCUGAGGAGCCGCUAACAAUCAUCGUCAUCAGUCGCCGUCUCUGUGGUAGCAAACACACGAGAUGCAGCAUCUCUGACGACCAAGACAACGAUAUAGAACAACAGGAGACCAAAGUGUACCGUCAUCGUAGCACAUAUCCAUCGGCGUAGUGUUUCUUCUCGGUAGUUAACCAGUGCGGAAAGUGAUGCCUAGAAUGCCAUCGUAGUUUGGUUUGGGCUUAGGCGUGUGAGUGUGAGUGAAGAGUUCACAACGAAAUACACGGUCAAACAUGACCGUGAUCAAUUCUUUGAAGUGAAUCAAUCGAUAGUGUAGUGCUAAGGUCAAUGAAAAACCGAAUAAUCCUACAUCUAGGAUAACAAGAAUUUUUACACCAACGUAGAAAACCAUCAUAGCGAGUAUAGAGUUAGUUACUUAAAUCGAAGAGAAGAAGGGGGACGGUUGAGAUAUUUCGUUUUUGGAAAUAGACGAUCCUCCUCUUCCCAACACAGCUGCAACAAUGAAUUUACGACAUCAGGAAACGUUUUGUAUCAUACUUUUGCUAAGUACCGUCAGUAUUACCUUCGGGCAGGAUUUCCAGUUCGCCAGUGAUAAGGAGGAGGAUGAAGUGCAGCCCAUGCUAGCGGCCGAAUCACUGGACGUAGUUAGUAAAGCACAACCCAUCAAAUCAAUUUACUCUAAGGAGAAAGCACAAUGUCCGCCAUCGCAAAACAAGAUUAUGCUGUCAUUAGUGCUCCGAUCGCACAGUUGGGACGACAUCGUCGAAAAGAAACGUCAAAAAGCCGUCAACAAACUGUCCAAGUUCUUCCUGAUACCAAAGGAAAACUUCAUAAUCGAUGACGCCCAUCGAGUGGAUCUUCACGAGAUGUCCUCCAAGGCGCUUCAACGCGGCCGAAACAACCUAAGCAGCAACAAGCGCAAGCUGGGACGAGUGGGAUUUUUGAUCGGCUGUGGGAAGACCAUUUUCCCCAGUGAGAAACUGAUUGCCAACACCAUCGGGCAGCAGAUGAAGGAACGAGCGCUGGAUGACAUUUCGGGGCUGGAGUUUGGCUGGUGGUCCAUCUGGAGCCGGCAUCCAACGGCUGGCCAGGACCAACAGCAGCACCAAACUCGGCGUGUGAAGCGACAAAACAAUCAGGACGAUUACGAGAACGAUGAUGACUACGAUUAUAACUACGAUGAUGAAGACGAGGCAGAACCUACCGAGGUUCCUCAGCACGCCCACCGACAUCAUCACGGAGACAGCUCGCCGUCACAUGCGAGCGUUACUAACAGCGAAAACCACAAUACCAAGCAUAUCGACACCAGUGACAAAUUCAAGACUGUGGGUAACGGUGGACACAAACAUCACGAACAUUCGAGCGAAGAUAAUCAUAUUGUGCCUGCCAGUGUGCUGGACCGAAAGCACCCCUCGAACAAAAAAGUAGACUCUCAGACUGAAUCCAACGACCAACAGGAUUUUACUCAGGCCGACAUCCGGGAAAGCGUUUCCCAACUAGAAUCGACAAUCACAAAAACGAUAGAAAACAACGAGCAGCUGAAAAUUGAAGAGGAAAGCUUGUUGGCGAAAAAAUCUUCCAAACAUAAGGCAAUUGAUAUCCAACAAUUCAUAGAAACUGAACGAUUACUACCAGACGUUCAGAAAUUCAAUGGCCGAGACGUCUUCAAGGACGAUUACGUGAUUGACGAUGCGGUGACUCUUAAAGGACACUUGAAAACAACUCACAUUCCUCAUACAACACACAAACUUCCAACGACGAAAGAUAAACCUCUAUCGACUACGAAACAACCCCUCAUUCCCCAUGCCAAAAGUAGAAGCUCGUUUACAAGCUCGAAAGUUGUUCCUCCCAUAACUACAGCAACCACCGAAUCCAUAAGUAUCUCCCCUAAGAAGACCACUUCCGCAACGACAACAUCAACACAAUACUUGAAAUCGACGUCCACCAUACCGGUCACGACCCCGGAAACGACAACCGUAAAUGGUCCGGAUAGCGACAUUAUUUUAUCCAAUCAAGAUAACUCGGAAGAAUCCUUAUCGAGAACCACCGCAUCAAUCACGACUACAGAAGUAUCCGUGACCAAACCGAUGACGACUAAGACCCCGUCCACGACCAUACAGAUGACAAAGGCAAGCACCUCAGCACCACCCACGACUACAACCACUCCUGCCCACAGUCCUCCCACAACACCCCCCGCCACGACACCGCUAACUACCGCUUCUACCUCCCCCGCGUUCAAUCGCAUUAACGAGUUCGACGAUUCAGAGACCGAAAUCAUCUCCACUGCCGCUACUAACAUUCGUUCCACUAACAAGAACAACACCACCAACGAUAAGCUUAACUACAUCGCACCGCCACCGGUAGAAACGGAAGUGGGUGGUGCCGCUGCUAGUGAGCCUGCUUCCGCUUCCGCUGCCGCUGCCGAGCAGGACCAGGGAGCAGCGAAGACGGCCGAUAAAGAAGAGGACUUACCAACCGUACUACUGUCAUCGAUGGGAACUUCUCCGGUCACGGCCUCGUCCACAAUAUCUAUAACCUCUGCGGCUUCGAUACCGACCGAUUCCCAAACGAUCACCAGUCAGUUCAAGAACGUGGCCACCACCACAUCCUUGAACCGCCCAGAUCUGUCAUUCGGAUUAGAUGAAGAAACCAACGCAGAAGACGAAGUCGAAGAGGAAGAAGACGAAUACGAAGAUACGGUCAUAAUCACGGAACUUCCCAAUUCAGUAGCCCCAGCAGCCCCGGCUGCUACCACGAGCACUGCUGCUCCAACAACCCCAACCGUAUCAACAACUGUUAGAACAACGACGGAAACAGAAAUGGAGGCUACCAUCACAGUCAGUGAUAUCCCUACGACUCCGACGGUCGAAUCGUUGCCUCGGUCUCUUCCUGUUACUACAACUCCGGCAGUAAUCACUACAACAGCAACAACAGGGACACCACCGCCUACUACAACACAGCUUGAACUCGUAACAGCGCCAAGUGUGGUUUUGGUUGAAACUACCACAGCUGCUACUAGUGACACUGCUAUGACUACCUCUUCUACUACUACUAGUCUUGAACCAAAGGCUACCACUGAACCAACCGUAAGUAGUAGUAGCAGCAGCAGUAGGAACAGCAAUACUCCCGUGAAACAGCAAGAACCUAAGGAAGACUACGAGAACUACGACGAAGAGUAUGACGAUGAGAUCGAAGAGGAACCCACGACGGUUGCUGUUCCCACCGGACGGCAGCAGUCCGGUAACGUGCAACCGGCUGUUGUUAGUACUGAGUCCACGACAACGGAACAGCCGACGACAACCCCGUCAACAACUACCGUCCCAUCUACCACGAGCACAACGACCACUGCGACCACUUCUACGACCACCACUACAACGACAACGCCAGCUCCUACGACCACCUCAACCACCGUAGCGACGACGGAACUGGACGAACCUACCAACAUGUAUCCCAUCAUCCGGAACCGCAUUCAAAAGCAGGCCAUCAUUGCCGGCAAGGUAUUCAGUCUAACGGUUCCGCUGGACACGUUCCAAGACACCGAGGAUGGUAACAAUCUGCGACUGGAGCUGUUCGACAGCCACGGCAAUCCACUCAAGAACAACUCCUGGAUCCAGUUCAACGCCGAGACGCGGGAAAUCUAUGGCCUUCCCUUGGAGAAGGAUGUUUCUAAAUGGCACUACAUCUUGCAGGCUACUGAUUCCGGUGAUAAAUCGGUUAAUGAAACCGUAGACAUCUCCGUCCAGCAGCACAAAUCGCACCGUAGUGUGAACCACGAAAUUAGCCUAGCGCUUAAAUUGCAGCGAAAGUUUGCCAGGAACGUUGACUGGCAGAUUGAGAUUAUCAGAGGUAUCACCAAAGUGCUAGGAGAUGCAUCCGUUUCAAACGUAGUUGUCCGCGAAGUUCGAAACAGCAUCCAGGAUCCAAACCUUGCUACUUUUGUGUACACUAACGAAACUUUGCCGAAGGAUCGCUGUCCCGAAGAGAUGCUUGACGAAUUAGUCGCUCAACUGACCGAAAAAGUCCUAAAUGAUGUAUUGAACCCGGAUAUCAUGGUCAAGUCAGUACAGGGACAACAAAUCGGACAGUGCAUGAAAUCCGUAAUUCCGAAGGUGAAACCAACACAGAGCAUUGUCACAAAGAACUUUGCUCCCACGACGAGAAACCAGGUUGAUCGAGUCAACGCGACAGUUGGUCAUCUACUGGUUUACAAAGUACCAGCUGAUUCAUUCUACGACCCAGAAGAUGAAAAUGAUCUGAAGCUGAAACUGCUGACCACCGAACGAAAUCCGCUAGAUCAACAUCAUUGGUUGCAGUUUGAUUCAAAGAAUCAGGAGUUUUUCGGUGUUCCUCAAACUCAGGAUGUUGGCCACAAAGAAUAUCUACUGAUUGCCGAAGACCGUGAAGGUUUGACGGCUACCGAUGCUCUGGUUGUGGUAGUCCACCAACCCCACUACAAACGUGAUUACAGUGUCUUGUUCGAGCUUACGUUGGAUACCACGCUGGAGCAAUUCAGUACCGCCCAAUCCCAAAGAAGGUUCAUCGAACGGCUGGCCAUGGUAUUUGGCGACUCCAAUACAAACUAUAUUCAAAUUCGUAAGAUUCACCCAAUGCGCCACGUGGACCAAGUUCAAGUGACCUUCUUCAACACUACGCUGUACCGUCAGCAUCAACGCUGUCCGGAUGAAGAAAUUGAAGCCCUUCGCAAUAUGCUGCUCUACCAGGAUGGAACUGUCCGCACCAAGGUUCGAGACAUUCUCGGCCAAGAGUUCAACCUCGUCAACAUGAGUAUGAUACCGAUGGGCACCUGCCAAGGGUUCGAUACUCCCAUCCAUGUGACGAACGAGCCAGAGAAGGCCGUUCCGCCACCAAUCGCCAAGGAUGACUAUCUGCUCACCGUUGUGCUGCCGGCUGUGAUAAUCCUAGCGAUGCUGCUCAUCGCCUUCAUUAUUGCCUGUAUCCUGUACAGGCGACGGCUCACUGGCAAGAUGGAACUUGAAUAUAUCAAUUUCCAACCUAUCGCAUCCCAAUCCAAUCAAGGUACCGACGAGGAACGGAAAUCGUUCCGCUCCAAGGGCAUUCCGGUGAUAUUCCAGGACGAGCUGGAUGAGAAACCAGAGAUCGGCAACAAAUCACCGGUAAUUCUGAAGGACGAGAAACCACCGCUGCUGCCACCGUCGUACAGCAGCACCAACAAUGACGGUGAGAACGAAGAUGUCGACGAGUACGUGCCACCGCCGGCCGUGGUCAUGGGUGGUCGCGAAUCGCGAGGCAAGUCCCCUGUAACACCGUCCUACCGAAGGCCCCCGCCGUAUGUGUCCCCUUAGAAGCGAGCCAAUCGUAGUGCCACCAGCACUGCUAGCACCACAACGUCCAUCUCCAGCAACAAUAGUUUCAACAACAACAACAACACCAGCAACAGCAAUGGAGAACGAAGACCGCCACCGGCACGAAGCUAGACAGGAUGAGCACUACGAUGGAGCAAAAUGAGCGCCUCCUAGAGGCGUACGAUCACUCAAAUGAUGAGAUCCGAUUUGAUGAGUUAUCAUUCGUGUAGGAAGAAAACAGGAAGGGUCCCGAAAUGUUUUAUUUUAUCUGACGAGAGUUAAGUCUUUCGAUAGGGAUUCGAUUUUUUAGCAAGGAAGGAAUGAGGCAGAAGUUUCAUAUUUUUGUAAAGAAAAGUGAAUCAAUUUAUAGUCAUCUAAUGGUAAUUAAGAUUUGAAAUUGAUCUUUGCAUGAAGGAUACAAACAAAAAAUGAGCACACAAAAACUAGCUUUAGCCGAUAAGUUUUGUGUUUAGGUUCAGAAACGAAUUGUAAAUCCGUUUGUUUUGCCCGGCUCGAUUACUCGAAUUAAGUUUUAAUAAACGUGAUUUUUUUACUGAAGAUAUCGUCUUUCCCCUCUCUCGCCCUAUCUUUUGCGGUACGGAACACAGCGAGAGAACCACGCACAAUCAAUUUUUUUUAGGAAGUUAUACCCCCUCAGAAGCAGUGCAGCUGCCUGUUCAAGAGCUUAUGAUGAUAGACGAAAAUGUAAAGAAUUUCAGUUCGGUUCUCGAAAACAAUUGGCUUUUGGUGGAAAAAAAAGUAUAGAUAAAUAGUGUACGUUUAACGAAAUCACGCUUAAAAUUGAUGAGCAGACGAAAUAUUUGAUGUUUUGUUGGGAAUAAUUAUUAUGAAGCCGUUGUUUUUUUUUCUAGUCCAGUGUUCUACAAAUUUGGAAAAAAUGAAUUAACAUUAAUCUGAUGCCAAUGAACAAUGCACACAAGUCGUACUUUAUCCAAAGUAUCAAAAAAUCAGUUGCGUGAUGAAAUAGCAAAAUUAAUCAUUAUGCAACCCAAAUGAGUUACCUGGUUUAUUACGUAUGUAUCAAUUCAAUGUGGAAAAGUAGGCUGUUCCUUGACAGAUUGGCAUGAUGAAAAAAAAAACCUUUUAGGAUAAUAAAUUACUGAUAGUAGUUUUUUACAAUUUCUAAUCGUAAUAGGCUGUUUUUCAUCACGCCAAUCUGUCAUUGAUCUGCUUACUUUCCUUCAUUGAAUUGUGAAGUAUCGCAUUAGUCAUUACGCAACUGAAAUUUGUUUAACACUGAAAUCAGUUGCGUGAUGACCAUUACGCAACUAUUUUGAGGUGAGUGAUGAAACACAACAAUUUGCAGAAAUUUUAAGCUGAAUGCAUUUCGUGAUGAUUUCUGAUAACCUUAUGUGCUCUUCUACGAAAUUGCAAAAAAAAAACUCCAGAACUCGAUUUUUACAGCACUCGUCGUAAUUGUUCAACUCAGCUACCCAAGUAACAUGAGUAGCUGAACAAUAGUUUAUUGAGCUGAUAUAAGCGCAAGAGUGAUUUUUUCAGCUCUUAUUCAGCAAAAAUGUUCAUUGGGUAUGCUCGUUGGAUAAUGGAUAAUCAUUCUUCAACUUGUUGCGUAAACUACUAUUACGCGACCAGGUGCAUUUAUAGGAUUUUAUAGGACGAGAUAAUGAGUGCUGUAAAAAUUGAGCACUGCACCGAGUUGCGCACUAUUAUUUUUUUUUUUUUUUUCAUAUCGUAAUCGACUAAUAGGGUUUUCUCAUAACAUUAAUCUGUCUAAAAACGGCCUACUUUCCUACACAGAAUUAUACUGUGUCGUACGAAUCUUUGCUUGACUCUUUAUUUUCAUUACGUAACUCGUUUGAUUUGCACAAUGAAUCAUUCCUACAGCACUCGUUGUAAUUACGACGUCGUAAUCUUGCGUAAACUAUUAGGUACUUUGCAGUUUCGUAAAACGCUUCUUGAGGAUUUAAAAAAAUAUAUUGAGUUUUGUACUAAACAUUCUUGCAAUCUUUUAAAUGUUUAAAGGUCGUAUGCAACGCAAAUGAGUUACGUAAUGAACUAGAGUUGAGAAAUAAAUCUCAUUACGUAACUGAUAUCAACUGUGUAAUGAACUCUUGCGAUACAUAUAAUUCGGUGUACGAAAGCAGGCCGCUUCACAAUGGAUUAACAUGAUGAAAACAGCCUAUCACGAUAAAAAAAUACAAUACAGUAGUUCGUUGAAUAAAUUUACGACUCGUGCUAAAUUAUUAUUAAUACGAGAUGCAUUCACCAUUACUUUACUAUUUCUUAAAAUUGUUGUGUAAUGAUUCAUUAUGCGACUCUAAACAGUUGUGUAGUGAAAAAAUGUUGCGUUAUGAAACUGCAUAACUCAGUGCAGGAAAGUAGGCUGUUUAAUGACAAAUUAAGGUGAUGAAAAGCAAAAAAAUAAUAAUAAUAAAUAACAAAAAUAAACCACUAUAAAACGUCAAGAAUUUCGUCCGCUCAUCAAUGGUGCGUCAUAGAUAUAUGCAAGCGUAACACUAUUUCUAAUAAUAGGAUGAAUCUUCAUAAAUGUUGUGCAACAGUGGCAGUAAAAAGUGUGAUUAUUGUAAUUUCAUAAAUUACAAAACGAUCAAUUAGUUGCAAAUAUAUAACUAAAUUAAAUGUAUCCAGCGAUAAUGAAAACCAUUGAAAUUCUAACGGAUUUCUUUUUCUGAACGGAACUCAGAUCCAGGGAACACAAAGUAGGCGAGAAGCCCGAUAGACCAGACUUAAGAACCAUUGAUCAAGAAGUUUUGGAAACAACAGCUUUUGGGCUGAAAAAGAGGCGCAUUUACCUUUAGAUACGAUACCGUACUUUUGACUCCAGUUUAUUGCAUAAAAAUGGCAUUAGUUAUGUAGAAGCUUUUCCUCAAACAGCGUUUCUCAACUCAUAGAUUCAAUCAUUUUAUGUCUGAUACAUGAACUUAAAUCCUCUACAGCAACAAAAUUACAAUUAGAUAUGUCUGAAGGCUUCGUUUUUGAAUUUUCUCGAUGACAACGGUCAAUAAACACUGAGUUAUGAAAUUCACUGAAAAAAAAACCUAUUAAUUUUGGAUAUUUUUUUUAAAGCGUUGAGCAGUGUUUAAAAUUACGGAGUAAGUAAUUAUGCAAUAGUUGACUCUAAAAUACUCACAGAAGUUAACUCGCAGGUUGAGAAAUGCUGUAUUGCCAUAGAUACUGAAAAUGGCGAACAUUUUACAAAUUGGUAGGAUUUUUUCUGAUUUCAGCCCUUUUGGUGCGCACAUCUUCAAGGAAACAAUAGUAAAAAUAAACAAAUUUCUAAGGGAAAUGCAAGCCUAUCUUACAAUGGUAUUCCUGUACCCAUCUACAUCCCAAACCAUAAAUGAGUCUAUGAUCUCAGUUUUUCAAAACAGAAGCGGAAAAUAUCAAUUUUAUAACAAAUUUCGAAACUCGCAUACACAUAACUGCCAUAACAACAGAGGAGCAAGAAAGUAAGAAGGAGAACAAAUGUAGGUAAUCUGAUUUUAUCCAAACCUUGAUGCAUUUGAUUACAACUUCCAACCGGGAAACAGAACGCGACAUUGAGAACUCCUUGAAACCAGAGCCAAACGAUUAGUCAGUAAAAUCUUUGAAAACAUCCGAGCACGUUGGUUUCAAACGACUUGACGAGAAUAUAGCAAUCCACUCUGAUGAACAACGAUUGUCUAACAAAAACUUAGCAAAACAAAUAGUGUUUGUAAAACUAUAUCGCAUCGCCAUUUAUCGGACAAAGCGAACGCAACUAUCAAUGUUUCGAUGGUUAUUUAAAAAAAAAUCGUUUCAUUGUACAUUACUGUCUUCAACUGAAUGAAUGCUUUAAAAGUUUGACAGUUUCCAUUGGGUUUAUUUAAGUGUAACUAAGUUAGCAAGCAUACGUUUGACCAUAAGAGCGCCAUCCGUUAGAUAUUGGAAGUCUAAAUUAAGUUUUGGAGCCAAAUCGUACAUAUUCAUAGCUUGUACGAAAUUUAUUAUUUCAUCAAUUAUUUAAACUAUGACAGCUUAAACACAUAUUGUACAGCAUUACUCUUUCAAUUCAUUAUGUAGAGCGUAAUACAAUUUAUCGAUUGUCGUGAACAACAAAAACGUACUUUAAGUAUACCAGGAACCGUCUCGAUUAUCUUCUCCCCGCGAUUUUUUCUCAUACUACCGAUUCUCCUAGGAUCAUUUCCCUGACUUAAUGUCGCCGCCAAGCGAAUCUUCUUACGCGGUGCAAUUCAGUUCAUUAUUUAAAAUCUUCCAAAACAAAGUCCAGCGAACCAAAACAUAAUGGGAACGAAUGCAACAUAAACUGUAGAAUAUACUCAUGCACUGAUAGGGGAAAUAUACAAAGCAAACAAUACACUAGUAAGAUAUAAUCAAUGCGAAGCGUCAACCUUAAAUUAAUUUGCGAAAACGGUUAAACAAUGCGACAAAACAAAAAAUAAAUAAAACUAAAACAAUACAAAGUCCAACAAUUGGAGAGUAAAAACAAAUAUACCGGAUUGAAUUACAUGAAUACAUGCAGGAAAAACUGGCGCAAAAUAUUUGCGGCAGAUUGUGCGGGAUGAAAAGUGGAAAAGAUAACCAAAUUGUACAUUUUUUUAAUAAAACUUAAGAAAAAUCUAAA